UACUAAUUUACUAUAUUAUAUUAUUUAGUACUUAGUAUUUACACAGUAUAAUAUUGCGUAGUAUCAAUUCAUUCUCUGUUACUUAUAAUCUAUAUACUAGUUUUAAAUUGUAGUAUACUUGUCUAUGAAUAAUAUCUAUAUACCUAAUAUGAUUAACAAUACUGUCAAUAGUGUCAAUACUGAUGCAGUUUUGCGUGAGCAUAAUACAUAUUAUUGUAAAUUGUAAAAUUCAAAUUAUUAUCUAUAGUUUUAAUUCUAUUAGUAACAUUAUGUAGACUCUGAGGAAUAUUAGACAUUUAGAACAGAAUUACCUUUUUUUAGUAGAAAUGUUAAUUUUGUUGUGGUUAUCUAAUUUCACUGAAGAACUGAACGGUAAUCGCACUGCAUAAAAUGCACUUGUCGACAAUAUAUUUGCAACGAAUAUUGUCCUUGGACACGGAAAGGCAAGGACAGGCAUUUUUGUAAGCCAACAACUACGUAAUACAAAUUAUUGGAAACUAAUAAUGUACUUUUCAUUGAAAGUAAAGUGAUAAUAGGAACAAUGUUAAUGCAAGUAUUAGUGGUAGGCUAUUCCUAGAAACAACUACACAUUUGAAUAAACUGUCAUGGCUAAUGUCCAAGUAGUGACCGUCAGAAAUAUUGCCCGCCACCGAUAUUUAGUCUAUUUGAUCAUAUGGCUAUGCAUUCUUUUUCCAGUGUUAUAUUUCAAGAUUUCUGAUCGACCUGUACCUGAUAAUAAGACUGUAAACAUAUCUGAAAACUUUGCACUCAAGUAUAAAAGAACGGUGUCCAGAAUCGAUUAUAAUGAACUCACUAGAGUGUGCAAUCCUCCCCACAUGAUCAAACGUGGCGGUGAAGGAGAUAUUGGAUUGCUAAAUAAUAGUAUUACACUUCAAGGAGUAAUAAUACUGACUAGACAUGGAGAUCGCGGGCCAAUGAACCAUGUUCGGAACAUGGCUGAUAUAGACUGCAGUAUGGAACCUGAUCAGGAAUACAAUGGUUAUACAAAAUUCUUACAAAACAUAUUCUUCAACAUGUCAUUACAGUUUUUAGGUCCUUUUCAUGGAUACCCAUUAUAUCCACCACAGAACAAUUGUUCAAUAAGUCAACUCACCCCGAUUGGUGUGUCUCAAAUGCUUAAGCUUGGACGAACCUUACGUUCUGUGUACCACCCUUUGCUUAGUGUUUCUAAUUCUGAUGAUAUAAUAAUAUAUAGCACAAAGUAUAGACGUACAUUCCAAAGUGCACUGGCCUUUAUGUAUGCAAUUUUGUCACCAGAUGUAUUAUCCAAAGUCACAUUCAAGGAAAGUGAUAGUUACAGUUAUUGUUUUGAUCAUUGUGCCUGUUUUAAUGUUAAUAAUUUGCAAAUGAAAAUAAAACAGUCAUCUGCAAAACGGUUAAAGAGCCGUAGAGUAGUAGAAAAAAUGCUCAAACGUAUACAUAAUAUAGUACAUCUGAUGUCCAGUAGUGUACGGGUAGACCCUUACUUACUUAGAGAUUCUAUUAUGACAUAUGUAUGCCAUGGAGCACCAUUGCCUUGCUAUCAGGAUGAUUGUAUAACACAUGAAAAUGUAAAGCAGCUUUUUAACUACAUAGACUGGGACUUGGAACGUUAUGCUAAACAUGGACUGUUGCGAAAAUUUGGACUUCUAAAGUCAUAUGGUUUUGCACUGAAUAUUGCCAUGAACUUGUUGAAAAUGGUAUCUGAAAGUAAACCUCGUCUAGUCCUAUACUCGGGUCAUGACUUGACCGCUCAGUACCUAUUAGCUGCCUUUGGAGUUCUCAAUGCUCAAACCAUGUCGCCACAUUAUGCUUCCCGCCUUGUGUUUGAGGUGUAUCGAAACAAUACGUUUGACACCACUUAUCCCGGCAGAGACUUUUACUUUAGAGUAAUUUUCAAUGGCAAAGAUGUAACUCAAUCGGUGGCUUUUUGUAAAAACCGUGCAGGUAGCUGGACAGACUCGUCAAUUUAUCUAUGUCCAAUAGAGUAUGCUAUUAGGUUCAUACAUGACGAUUAUUUUACCACUUUCAAUGCUUCCAACUAUAAAGAAGCAUGUGGUACUCGUUCUUGAUUUGUAAAUCACAUUAUAUUAUUAUACCCUUCUUUUGUUAAAAAAGCGCUUAACUGAAUUCACAAAAAAUAUUGUUUUAUAUGUAUUUUUAUUGCUGAAAAGAAACAAUAAAUAUUGUUUUCUGUUGCCUACCGUUAUACUAUGAUCUUUGAUCAAUUCACUAAAUCUGCUUUUACAUACACUACCGCUACUUACUUAAAAAUAAUGUUAAAUUGUAAAUUAAAUUAUCAGAGCAUUAUUAUAUGUGAUAAUUGUUUAGUGUACCUAUUAGUGUAAUUAUUAUAGCUACAAAAAUUACUAUAAUUAUUAAUUAUAAUGUAAUGUAAUCUAGCUGCAUUACAAUAUUACUUAAUAAUAUAAUAUACAUAUGUUAAUAUUGUUAAUUCUAGUCACACAUGGUCUUUCUAUUAAUUGUUUUACUUUAUCUAUUUUAUUAUGUAUAUUAUUUUAAGUAUUAAUGUUAUAUACAAUUAUUAUAUUAUUAUUAAUUAUAUUGUUUAUUUAAACUUUUUAUUUAUUAAGAUGUUUAUCAAAAAAAACAUUUGUUUUUUUUUAGCCAUGUAACAUAAAUGUGAGAAAUGUUGAGUACCUAUUACUGGUAAAUAUAUAUAUUAUUUAAAUUUA
Molecule: messenger RNA, 2696 nt
Organism: Aphis gossypii (cotton aphid)
Lineage: Eukaryota; Metazoa; Arthropoda; Insecta; Hemiptera; Aphididae
Product: 2-phosphoxylose phosphatase 1
Exons: 3
Coding region: 606-2072 (488 amino acids)
Biological process (GO): dephosphorylation
Molecular function (GO): phosphatase activity
Source: RefSeq, a predicted model, not a curated record